AUGUUACAAGGAGCCGAAGUGGACCCACGCCUUGCGUGGGUCGCGGAGCAAAUCCGCAACAACAUGUACGGCGUGACUCCCGCCUCGUUCGAAGAUCUCUUCCUCGAUGCGCAGGGCGUGCGCACCAUCUUAGAAACCUUCGAGGACCUCGACAGCGCCCUGCGGGUCUCCUUUGUCAUUGUGGCCCGCGAGAAGGAGUACGUGGGGGCGCUGGGCAGUGCGGUCCCUUUCCUCGCUGCGACACCGGGGAGCCGCCUUCACGACGGCGGGCACACGGCGCAGAAGCUGCGUGUGUCCUCCGGCGUGGUGCACAACGCGAAUAUCACCUGCUCCGCCCUCUCCGUGCCCGACCACAGCCGCUGCCUCUACUUUGUCCGGACGGACCACAUCGACAUCUCCGCCGAGGCCGCCGCAGAUUGGGCAACGAACCCCGCCAACCCGAUCCACUCCGCCUUUGAGAUGUCGGGCAUGCCAGUGCCGUCGCUGAACUCCUUUUACGUACUGCUCAUGGACGUCUUCGAGCCAGUGCUGCAGGACAUGGAGCAGGCUGCGGGCAAGCGGAAGACACUGAUGGCGCUUGCGGUAAACGGCGGGGCGAACGGUUCUCCCGCGCCGCCGGAUGCGGAGGCCGCCAGCGGAGGUGGUGCCAUCAGCGUCAGCACCGACGCGGCUGCGGAUGGCGUCACGGCGAUCGGGAACAGCCGCCAGCUCUACAGCGAGAUCCACCUCUGGAUCAACCGUCUUGGCACGCAGCUUGGUGGUUUCAUGGACCAGGUCAGCGCCGAGCGCAAGCUCCCCAUUCCGCAGGAGUUAUACGCGCUGGAGGACACGGAGUCCGAGCUGCAGGCGGCACUCGGCAACAGGGACGUCUUGCGCCAGGUGGACGCGACCGUGUCGCAGUGGCAGGCCGAGAUCAGUUAUGCCAUGUCACUCGAGCCACAAAAGGAGGGUCCGCUGGGCGAGAUCGAAUACUGGCGCGAGCGCUACAGCACGAUCAGCGCCCUGUACGAGCAGCUGAACUCAUCACAGGCCAGGUUUGUGUUGAAGGUGGCAAAGGAGGGGGAGUGCACGUCGGCCACCAUGAUCGCCUCGACGAUAACGCAGUUCUUUCGCAUGUACGCAGAGGCCAAAGACAACGUCAAAUUUCUUGGCACCCUCGACCGCCACUUCCGCACUCUGAACUCCAUCGACCCAAAGAACGGCUCGUUGCAGCCCCUCAUUGACACGAUCUCCCCGAUGGUGACGGCGCUGCGCAUGGUGUGGAUCAUCUCCCGUUACUACUCCACCGAGGAGCGGAUGGUGGGGCUGCUGGAGAAGAUUUCGCGGCUCAUCGCGCAGAAGGUGAGUGAGCACAUCGACUUUCGCACCGUGCUGGGACUGCCUCCGGAGGAGACGAAGGCGAAGGUCCAGGCGGGACAACAGUGCUUGCUCAAGUGGAAGGCCGUGUACAAAUUUGUGCAGGCGGAGAUCAACAACUCCGAGAGCGAACAGCACUGGACCUUUGACGAGCGCCGCCUCUUCGACGUUACCGACUACAUGUCGGACCGCUGUAUUGACCUGCUCGAGGUGAUCGAGACGGUGGAGUACUACACAACCGUUCUCAGCGCACAGCUGAAGACGGUGCUCACCGACACCACCAGCAUCGAGCGCAUUUUGAAGGACGUUGAAAAGCUGAAGCGCCCUUUCGAAACGCUAACUUUCGACCCCUUCGAGAAGCGGGCGACGCACAACUGGCAGGUCGUCUUCUCCGGCUUUUUGACUGCUGUCACCAGCCUCGACCACGAGGUGUCCCUCUUCAUCAACCGCAUCUUCGACGACGACCUGCGCAGCGCGGAGUCAGCCUUUGAGUUGCUCGUGUCCUUCAAGAAGAUCCGGCGGCGCCCCGACCGCACCGGCAACUCGCUCGACAUCUCAGCCCUGCUGUCCGAAAAGGCCGACCGCAUUCUGGCGCAGUUCUUCGCCGAGAUCGAGAACGUGCAGCGCAUCUUCCAAGAGAACAAAGACCACCCGCCACUCACGAAGAACCAGCCGCCGGUGGCCGGCUCGAUUCACUGGAGCAUGUCCCUCUUCCAGCGUCUCAAGAAACCGAUUCUGCGCUUUCAGCACGAGGGUAUGCUGAAGACGGCGAUGGGCCAGCAAGUCAAGGCGAAGUACGUGGAGACGUCGCGGCAGAUGAAGGAGUACUCCACCGCGCGCUUCCUGCAGUGGCGGGAGCAGGUGCGAGUGCCGGCGCCGGCCUCACUCAAGUGGAAUAUACUGCGCGCGGAGUCGGACGGGACGUACAAGGUCAACUUCAACUGGCAGAUCUUCGACAUGAUUCGCGAGACCAAAUAUUUGGAUCGGCUUGGGUUUGAGAUGCCGAAGGAGGUGCUGCACAUCACGUUGCAGGACGAGGCCUACCACGGCUACGUCGACGCGCUGAAUGGGAUGCUGGUCAGUUUCAAUUACGAGCUGGGCGCCCUUGCCGGGCCGGAGCUGGCGAUUCUGGCCGCGGAAGUGCGCGAGCUUAAGCAGGCGCUGGAGCCGGGAUUUCACGACAUUAACUGGACGAGUCUCUCCAUUCCUGAGUUCGUGAACAACUGCCAGCGGGCCAUCACCAAGUUCCGCAACUUGAGCCGCGAGGUCCGCAAGAGCGCGGAUGGGCUGCAGACGCAGGUGGUGCACGCGAUCGCCUCGACGCGGCUGAUGCCCGAGUACGAGGAGCUGCUCCAGGCGGGUGGCGAGCUGCCGGAGCUGCAGACGCUCGUCGACAUCAUGGAGCACCGCCGUGUGGACCAGCUGGAGCGCUGCAUGCGUGCCUACCGCACCGCCAAGCCGCUGCUCACCAAGAUGGAGAGUCAGCUAGUCGGCACGCACACUGGCAAGUGCACCAUUCUCGCUUCGUACUACAGCCACUGGGAAGUGCGCAUUUGGCGGGCGCUGACGCAGAUGGUGCUGCGGUCGCUCGCCACCUUUGCGAAGCUCGUCGGCUACACGACCUCGUCGCGCAGCUAUGCUCGUCGGCCCCCGCUCUUCAAGGUCACCGUGCUCCUGACCAGCGAGCCGACCUACACGCCGCAGCAGCAGGAGAUCACAACCGCGUUUCACAAGAUUCAGUCCGGCAUCAUCGAGACGACAAAGCACUUCCAGCGGUGGAUGCGUGGGACCUGUUUGGAGUUCACGCAGGGUGAGAUCAUUCCCCGGCCCGCCGAGGAAGACUACGCGACCCUGUUCACCUACUACCAGGACAUCUGCGGCCUCCCGCAGGUGUACAAGCUCCAGGCGCUGAUUAACCGCACCAUUCAGACCCACCUCGGCGCGCUGGCGACCAACAUCAAGAUGCUGCAGCGCUACCGCUUUGUCUUUUUGGCGGACAAGAAGAUCUCGGUUGAACAGCAGGCGAAGAGUCAGCUGCAGUGGAUCGAUUACGAUGCGAAGUUUCAGCUGUACUUCAACAUGAUCCACGACUUCGACGAGGAGAAGCACAUCAACGACUUUGGAUUCAUGCGGUGCGACGAGACACCCUUCUACACGGAGCUGGUGGACCAGGUGUACCAGUGGGUCGCGAUGGAGGGCGCGCAGCUCAACGACACAGUGCGGGCGCGCAUGACGGCGAUGUACAAUAACAUCCGCAAAAUCAACGAGGACCUGGCGCGGCCGUGCGACAACAUCGCCGACCUGAAGGCGGUGCUGGAGGUGAUGCACAGCGCCCGCACGUCCUCGCUGACGGUGGAGCAGGCGAUCAAAGAAAUGGAAUAUGUAUAUAGUUCUCUCCAACACUUUGGCGUCGCCCUGGAUCCCGAGGAGGUGAAACUGGCGAUGAGUCUGCAGGACAUGUGGUCGUGCUCGCUGGCACGGGUGCACCAGACCGGCGUCGCGCUGGAGCCGCGCAAGGUGCAGUUCCGUGAGCUGACCGUGAAGGAGGUGGAGAAGUUUUUGAACGAGGGGGCGAAGGUGCUGGGCGAGUUCCGCCGCUCCGGCCCUGGACGCGCGGACAUAGACCUGGCGGAGGGCAACGAGUCGAAGAAGCAGUGGCGGCAGCGCCUGACGGAGCUGCAGGUGCGGCGCGAGCAGCUCACAAAGGCGGAGAAGCUCUUCGAUCUCCCCCUGACGAGUCACACGUCGCUGCAGCAGCUGAACGAGGAACUGGCCAAGAUCGAGACGGUGUACGACCUGUACGAGCAGUGGAUGGGCGACCUCCGCCGGUGGAACCGCAGCAGCUGGAAGGAUCUCCUGCUGCCCGACCUGGAGGCCACCACGGAGGAGCGGGCGAAGCAGGCGCGCAUCCUCAGCAAGCACUACGGCACCGUGGAGCCGUUCCCCGGCGUGCAGCAGCUCAUCAUCAACUUCCAGAACUCGCUACCGCUGCUCGCGAAGCUGAAGAGCCCGGCGUUGAAGGCGCGGCACUGGACGGAGCUGAUGCGGGCCACCGGGAAGGACUUCAACUACGAACAAAUCAACCUCGACGAGCUCAUCGCGAUGGAGCUCUUCCGCUUCAGCGACGAGGUUGACCACGUUGUGCUGGCCGCAGCACGCGAGCAGGGCAUCGAACAAGAGAUCCGCGCCAUCAAGCAGUACUGGGCGGAGAGGAGCUUCUCGCCCGUGCCGUACGCCCCGCGCAAGGGGCAUCCGCGGUGCGACGUGCUGACGGACACGAGCGAGAUUCAAGAGGCCGUCGACGACAACACGCUCAAGAUGCAGUCCAUCGCGAACGUCAAGUGGGCGCAGCCCUUCAUCGACGAGGUGAAAAUGUGGGAGCGGCGGCUGUCGAUCAUGAGCGACGUGCUCUCGGUCUGGGUGACGGUGCAGCUGAAGUGGCAGUACCUGGAGUCCAUCUUCAAAGGCAACGAGGAUAUCGUGCAGCAGCUGCCGAAGGAGGCGGCGAAGUUCAACGACCUCGACAAGAAGUUUGUGCGCAUUAUGAACGAUACGAGCGCCGCGCCAAACGUAAGCCAGUGCUGCAACGUGGCCGGUCGGCUGGAGGAGCUGCGCUACCUCGAAGAGAAGCUUGAGGAGUGCCAGAAGGACUUGUCGAAUUACCUAGAGACGAAGCGCCGUCUCUUUCCCCGAUUCUACUUCAUCUCGGACGACGAGCUGCUUUCCAUCCUCGCCACCAGCAGCGCCAAGGCGGUGCAGGACCACAUGCUGAAGAUGUUCGACAACUGCGCCCGGCUGAUUUUCAAGAGCGAGCGGGAUGAGACGAUCUGCGGCGUGGAGUCGCAGGAGGGGGAGCGGCUGGACUUUGGCACGGUGGUCAAGACGGAGGGCCGGCCGGUGGAGGAGUGGCUGCAGGCCGUCCUUGACGAGUCGAGGCAGACGCUGCACGACAUCCUCAAGGCUGGUGUCUUCUACUACCCCAAGAUGCCGCGGCUGGAGUGGGUGAAGCAGUAUCACGGAAUGGUCACCCUGACCGGCGCGAAGAUCUUCUGGACCUACGAGGUGGAACACGCGUUUGAGCAGCUCAAGAAAGGCAAGCGCAGCGCCGUCAAGGAGCUAUCCGGGGCCCUCAGCCGCCAACUCAUCGACCUCGUCGCGGAGAUGGACAAGGACAUGGAGAAGCAGUACCGCAAGAAGAUCAACACCCUGAUCAUCGUCGACGUUCACGGGCGCGACAUUGUGGAUCGCUUCGUUCGGGACUCCGUUACCGACGCCAGAGAGUUUGAUUGGGAGUCGCAGCUGCGCUUCUACUGGGAGCGCGCGGUGGACACGUGCACGAUUGCGCAGUGCACCGGCCGCUUCAACUACGGCUUCGAGUACAUGGGGCUGAACGGGCGCCUCGUGAUCACCCCGCUCACGGAUCGCUGCUUCAUGACGCUCACGCAGGCGCUGACCUUCUGCCUCGGCGGCGCGCCGGGCGGUCCGGCCGGUACGGGCAAGACGGAGUCGGUGAAGGACCUGGCCAAGGCCAUGGCGAUUCAGUGCGUCGUCUUCAACUGCGGUGAGGGCCUCGACUACAAGGCGAUGGGGACCAUCUUCUCGGGACUGUCACAGGCCGGCUCGUGGGGAUGCUUCGACGAGUUCAACCGCAUCGAGCUGCCGGUGCUCUCCGUCGUGUCCGAGCAGCUGCGCUCGAUUCAGGCCGCGCUGCGUGCCGGCGACAAGGAGUUUCUGUUUUGCGACAGCGUUAUCCGGCUGGUGCCGACCGUCGGCACGUUUAUCACCAUGAACCCGGGCUACGCCGGUCGUGUGGAGCUGCCCGACAACCUCAAGGCACUCUUCCGCCCGGUGGUGAUGGUGGUGCCGGACAUGGAGCUGAUCGCGGAGAACAUGCUGUUCUCCGAGGGCUUCACGACCGCGCGCGAGCUGGCGCGCAAGAUGGUGACGCUGUACUCCCUCGCGAGGGGGCAGCUGUCGAAGCAGCACCACUACGACUGGGGCCUGCGCGCACUCAAGGCGGUGCUGGUGAUGGCCGGUCAGCUGAAGCGCGGCUCGCCGGAGCUGUCGGAGGAGUCGGUGCUCAUGCGGGCUCUGCGUGAUAUGAACGCGCCGAAGUUCAUCGCGCAAGACGAGCCGCUUUUCAAAGGGCUGAUGGGCGACCUCUUUCCGGGUCUUGACCCGACCCGUGUGCCGCAGGAAAACCUCGCGAAGGCGAGCACGAACGUGCUGAGGGAGUGCGGCUUUCAGAUCAAUUCGAAGCAGAUCGACAAGGUGGUGCAGCUGUACGAAACCAUGCAGACGCGACACACGUCGAUGGUGGUGGGCCCCACCGGCGGCGGCAAGUCGACGGUGAUUGACACGCUGUGCAAGGCGCAGACGGAGCUCGGCCUCCCCACCAAGUCCUUCGUGAUCAACCCGAAGGCGCAGCCCACGUCGGCGCUGUACGGCAUGAUGGACCCGAUGACGCGCAACUGGACGGAUGGCAUUUUCUCGAACAUAUUCCGCAACAUCAACCGGCCCGCCGAGGGCACGCAGCGCGAGCGGCGCUAUGUCAUUUUUGACGGCGACGUGGAUGCGAAGUGGGUGGAAGACAUGAACUCCGUGAUGGACGACAACAAGCUUCUCACGCUGCCAAACGGCGAGCGUAUUCGCCUGCACUCGCAGUGCUCGCUGCUCUUCGAGGUGGGCGACCUGCAGUAUGCUUCUCCUGCGACCGUGUCUCGUGUGGGCAUGGUGUUCCUCGACCCUAUUAACCUUGGUUGGCGGCCGUACAUGCACGCGUGGAAGCUGACGCGGCCGCGCGACGAGCAGGAGACACUGGAAGAGCUCGUAGAGCAGUUUGUGCCCCCCCUCAUCGCCUUCAUCUUGGAUGGCACGACGAAGGAGGCGACGCUGUCGACGCCGCCGAAGCUUGUGAUCCCGACGCAGGCGCUGAACAUGGUGAGGCAGCUGACAACGAUGCUGCACACCGUCUCGCCAAGCGCCACCUCGCUGGAGCCCCGCACGCUGCAGGCGGUCUUCAUCUUCGCCUGCGUGUGGAGCUUCGGUGCCCUCAUCAGCACCCCGGCGGACCGCCUCCGCUUCGACACGCUGCUGAAGCGGCUCAGCGGGUGGUCGCUGCAGGACGUUGGCGACAACUUCCUCACGCGCUUCGUCGGCUCCGGCUCGCUGCCGGAGAAGCGCACCCUGUACGACUACUACUUCGACCUGCAGGACAGCCGCUGGAAGCCGUGGAACGUGCUGGUGAAACCGUUCGUGCGCACGCCCGGGCAGCCCUUCAGCUCGCUGCUCGUCUCGACUGUCGACACAGAGCGCAACAUGUGGCUGCUGAACAAGAUUGUGCUGAACCGCACCCCGGUCAUGUUCGUCGGCGAGAGCGGCACUGCCAAGACGGUGACAAUCCAGUCAUACUUGCAGCUGCUGAAGUGGCGGUCUCUGCAUGGUGACGACAAUAACACGGAGGCUAGUGGCGAGACGCUGGACAACGACGAGGACGUGCAUCUGGAGGCGAUGCUGCUCGAGAUGAACUUCAGCUCCCGCACCACCUCGCUCGAUGCGCAGCGCACGAUGGAGGACAACAUCGAGAAGCGCACCAACACCGUCCUCGGCCCCCCCGCCAAGAAGCGGCUCAUUGUGUUUGUGGACGACAUCAACAUGCCCAAGGUGGACCUGUACGGCACGCAGCAGCCCAUUGCCUUCCUGAAGCUGCUCAUUGAGCACAACUCGUGGUACGACCGCAAGGACCUGCUCUUCAAGAGCGUACGGGAUACGCAGUUCGUUUCGGCCAUGGCGCCGCCCGGCGGUGGCCGCAACGCGCUUGAUCCUCGCUUCGUCUCCCUCUUCACCGUCUUCAACAUUCUCUUUCCCGAGGAUGAGUCGAUCCACACCAUUUAUCAGCAGAUUCUCGCGGACGCGUACAAGACGAUGCCGGUCGAGGAGGGCUUUUCAACCAUCAUCACGUCGAUGACGCUGCAGCUCUAUCAAGAGCUCGUCACUGCCCUGCCUGCGACGCCGGCCAAGUUCCACUACAUCUUCAACCUGCGCGACCUGUCGCGCGUGUACGAGGGGCUGUGCCGCGCCACGCCUGCGAAGUUCCCCACACCCGGCUCGAUGGUGCGUCUGUGGCGAAACGAGGUGACGCGGGUGCUGGUGGACCGCAUGGCGGACGAGGACGACAAGGCCUUUGUGUGCGAGAUCAUUGAGAGGCAGGUGUUGCAGAACUUUCCAAAAGAUCAGGCAGCCAUCCUGGCAGACCCACUCUUGCUGGGCGACUUUGGCGACUUCGAGCCCGACAGCUCCUUUGACCCACUGCACAUCUACGAAGACUUUGGCCCGUCCUACAGCCGCCCUCGUGAGCUCGUCGAGGCGAUCAUGGAGGAGAUGAACACCCCCGUCAAAAAGAUCGACUUGGUGAUGUUCGACAUGGCGCUGGAGCACCUGCUGCGCAUCACACGUGUCCUCUCGUUGCCGCGCGGACACUGCCUGCUCGUCGGCGUGGGUGGCAGCGGGAAGCAGUCCCUAACGAAGCUGGCCGCCUCGAUCUGCAAGAUGGGUGUCUUCGAGAUUGUCCUGGCGCGCAACUACGGCGAGGACGCCUUCCGCGAAGACCUCAAGAAGCUCUACCAGCGCGUGGGUGUGCAGCGGGAGAAGAUGAUCUUUCUGUUCAUGGACGGACACGUCAAGGAGGAGGGCUUCCUGGAGCACAUCAACAACCUGCUGGCCUCCGGCAUGGUGCCGGCGCUCUUCACCGAAGAAGAGAAGGAGCCCCUGUACACGAGCGUGGCGGAGGAGGUCGAGGCGGCCGGUCUCGCGCCGUCGAAGGACAACAAGUGGACCGCCUUCAUCGCACGCUGCCGCGACAACCUGCACGUGGUGCUUUCCAUGAGCCCGUCCGGCGACGCCCUGCGCACUCGCUGCCGCAACUUCCCCAGCCUCAUCAACAACACGACCAUCGACUGGUUCCAGAAGUGGCCCGCGCAGGCGUUGGAGGCGGUGGGCCGGAAAGUCCUUGCGGAGGAGACGCUGCCGGAGGAGCUGCGCACACCGAUUGUGGAGCACAUGGUGCUGGUACACCUGACGGCCGACAAGCUGUCGAGUCAGUACCAGAACGAGCUGAAGCGGCACAACUACGUGACACCGAAGAACUACCUCGGCUUCCUGGCGAACUACGCGAAGCUGCUCGUGACGCGGCGCGAGGACAUUGAUGACCUGGUCAAGAAGUUCACCAUCGGCCUGGAGAAGCUGCAGCACGCCGAGUCGGAGGUGAAGGUGAUGAAGGAGGAGCUGGCUGAGAAGGAGAUUACGCUGCGCGAGAAGCAAGAAAUCAACGGCAAAAUGACGAACGAGAUCAAGGAGCAGAAGCAGACGAACGAGACACGCAAGGAGGAGUCGCUGAAGAUGGAGGAGGAGCUGAACAUUCAGAACGCUGAAAUCGAGAAGGAGUCGGCCGAGGCGCAGGUGGUACUGGAGCAGGCGAUGCCGGCCCUGGCUGAGGCGAUGGAAGCUGUCCGGCACAUCGAUCCGAAGAGUAUCACGGAACUGCGGUCGUUUGCGAAGCCGUCGGUGAACGUGGUGGCGGUGGUGCGCAUGGUGUGCGUCGUGAAGGGCGUACCGGCGACGUGGGAGUCGGGCAAGAUCAUGAUGGGCCAGGCGGACUUCAUUCGCUCGCUGGUGGACAUCGACACCCUCACCCCGACGCUGACGCAGGCCAAGAUGAACGAGAUCAACAAGAUUCUGAAGGAGUUCCCGGUCAACUCGAACGACCUCAAGAAGGUCAGCAUAGCCGCCUCGGGCCUCAUGAUUUGGGUGGAGGCGAUGAAGCAGUACUGGAACGUGGCGAAGGAGGUGUUUCCAAAGCAGGAGCGCGUGCGCCAGCUGCAGAAGCAAAAAGAGACGGCGGAGCUGCAGCUGCAGGCCUGCCGCGACGAAAUCGACCGCCUGACAGAGAGCCUGCACCGGCUGGAGCAGCAGCUGGAGGCCGGCAUGGCCGAGGCGCGGCAGCUGCAGGAGGAGAAGCAAGUGAUGGAGCGCCGCCUCAACGCGGCCCACAAGCUCAUCGACGGCUUCAGCUCGGAGCGGAAGCGGUGGACGGAGGAGAAGGCGUCGCUGAGUGCGUCGCGCAGCCGCCUGGUUGGAGACUGCCUUGCCGGGGCUGCCUUUCUGUCGUACCUCGGUGCGUUCACCUAUCCCUACCGACAGGAAGCGCUGGAGAACAUGUGGCUGCCGGACCUGCGCGAGCGUGGCAUCCCGCUGACGGAGCGCUUCGAUGUGCGGCACCUUCUCACGGACGACGUGGCCGUCUCGCAGUGGGCCAGCGACGGCCUGCCCUCGGACGCGCUGUCGGUGCAGAACGGUAUUUUGACAUCGGUGAGCACCGACUACACGGGCAAAGGCAAGCGCUCCGGCAAGAUCCGCUUCCCCCUCUGCAUCGAUCCACAGAUGCAAGCCGUAAGCUGGAUCAAGCGGCAGCAUCAGGGCAACCCGCGCUUCGAGACCGCCACCUUCAGCGACCCCGACUUCUUGAAGAAGCUUGAGUUCUCCAUUCAGUAUGGCAACCCCUUCCUCUUCGAGAACGUGGACGAGUUCAUUGACCCGAUCAUCGACUCCGUGCUCGAUCCGCAAUUCCGCUACGAGUCCGGCCAGCGGCUCAUUCGCAUCGGCGACAAGGACAUCCCGUGGGACGACAACUUCAAGCUCUACUUGUGCACGAAGCUGCCGAACCCCAACUACGCCGCGGAGGUCUUCGGCAAGACGCUCGUGCUGAACUACGGCGUCACCGAGGACGGCCUUGAGGCGCAGCUGCUGAACUACGUAGUGGCGAGCGAGCGCAGCGACUUGCAGCGGCAGAGCGAAGAGCUGGUGCAGACGAUGGCGGAGAGCCGCGCACAGCUGAAGGAGCUGGAGGACACGCUGAUCCGCGAGCUGACGCUGGCCACCGGCAACAUACUCGACAACGACGACUUAAUUGCCACGCUCGGCAACACGAAGAGCAGCGCUACCGAAGUGGCGCAGAAGCUGCAGCAGGCGCAGAAGACCGCCCAGACGACGGAGGAGUCGCGCCAGCAGUACCGGCCAGUCGCGAAGCGUGGCGCGGUGUUGUACUUCAUCAUUUCACAGCUGUCGGCGAUCAACUCCAUGUACGAGUACUCCCUCUCCGCCUUCCUCUACGACGUUUUUGGCUACUCCAUCACCAAGAGCGACGCCUCUUUUGAGAUUCAGGACCGCCUGCGCAACAUCAUUCAGACGCUCACGUACAACUUAUACUCGUAUGUCUGCAUGGGCAUCUUCGCCAAGGACAAGCUGAUGCUGUCGUUCCAGAUGGCGGUGCGGCUGCUGGGUCAGGACGGCCGCAUGCUGCAGCACGAACUCGAGUUCUUCCUGCGCGGCUGCGUGCUCGCGUCGAAGAGCUUCCCGCCGAACCCGGCAACGUGGCUGACGGAGCGGCAGUGGAACGAUGUCUGCAAGCUCUCCACCAGCAUUGAGGCUUUUGAGCACCUCGCCGAGGACGUGGCGGAGCACCUGGAGGAGUGGCAGGCGUGGUCGGCGCUUGACCGACCGGAGGAGUCGGAGAGCAAUGCGAUUCCCUGCGGCUACUCUGCCAAGGUCAGCGAAUUCCAGAUUUUGUGCUUGCUGCGCUGCUUCCGGUCGGACCGCGUGUACGGCGCCGUCACCAACUUCAUCUCCAACUGCGACCUGCUGGGCGAGCAGUUCGUCGUGCCGCCGAUUCUGCGCUACAAGGAGGUGCUGGAGAAGAGCUCGUCCAUGUCGCCCAUCGUGUGCGUUGUCUCGCCGGGUGCGAACCCGACGGACGAAAUUGUGAAGCUCGCGACGAAGGAAGUCGGGCUGGACAAGCUGCGCUCUAUCGCGCUCGGACAGGGCCAGGGCGAUGAGGCGAUGAAGCUGGUGGAGGUGGGUGCGACGCGUGGCCACUGGGUGCUGCUGCAGAACUGCCACCUGCUCAGUGCGUGGAUGAAGGACCUGGAGAAGGUGAUGGAGAAGAUGGACGCCACGCAGGUGCACGAGCAGUUCCGACUUUGGCUGACGACCGAACCGAGCGCGCAGUUCCCGAUGGGCAUUCUGCAGCGGUCGCUGAAGGUGGUGAAUGAGCCGCCGAACGGGCUGAAGAUGAACAUGAAGAACACCUUCUCGAAGGUCACGGAGGACCAGCUGGAUGUGUGCCCGCACUGGGCCUUCCGCCCCCUCGUCUUCACCCUCGCCUUCUUCCACGCCGUGGUGCAGGAGCGCCGCAAGUACGGCAAGAUCGGCUGGAACGUGACCUACGACUUCAACGAGACGGACUUCUCGGUGUCGAUGCGGCUACUAGACACGUACUUGACCAAGGCGUACUUGAACAAGGACCCCCUGCCGUGGGACACGCUGCGCUACCUCGUCGGGGAAGCCAUGUACGGCGGCCGUGUGACGGACGGCAUGGACCGGCGCAUCGUCACGACGUACCUCGAGGAGUACUUCGGCGACUACCUCUUUGACACCUUCCAGCCCUUCCACUUCUUUGUAGAGAAGGGUGUGGUGGACUACUGCCUACCGCCCGGCAGCACGGACCCGGACAAGAAGGUCACGCUGACGCAGAUGGUGGCGCUGGUGGAUUCGUUCCCCAACACGAACGCGCCGGAUGUCUUUGGCCUGCACCCCAACGCCGAGACCGGCUACCUGCGGCACUCCACCGAGACGCUGUGGUCGAGCCUGAUGGAGCUGAUGCCGCGCGCCAGCGCCGUCGCCGUCGGAGAGGAGACUCGCGAGGUGAAGUUGACGCGGUUUACGGAGGAGAUCCUCGCACAGAUCCCGGAGCCGUUUGACAUAAAGGUCGUGUCGCGCAAGGAGGUGGAGCGGGCCGCGGCGAGCGGCUACGACGCCGUCCAGCCGACGCAGGUCGUGCUGCUGCAGGAGAUCGAGCGAUGGAACAUUCUUGUGAACGCCAUGACGACUUCGCUGAAGGAGCUGCAGAAGGCGCUGGCGGGUGUAAUUGGUAUGAGCGGGGAACUGGACGAGCUGGCCUCUGCGCUGGACAACGGCCAGCUGCCGCAGCCGUGGCGCCGCUACGCCCCCGCGACGCGCAAGAACCUCGGCCGGUGGAUGGCGCACUUUCAGCGCCGCUACAAGCAGUACUUGUCGUGGAGCAUGGACGGCGAGCCGAAGUGCAUGUGGCUCUCGGGGCUCAUGGUGCCCGACUCCUAUCUCUCCGCGCUGGUGCAAGUGACGUGCCGCAAGUACGUGUGGCCGCUCGACCGCUCCACCAUCAUGACCACCGUCACCUCCUUCGCCUCCGCGGACGAUGUGACGGCGGCCCCGGAGGACGGCGCGUACGUGAGCGGGUUUUUCCUGGAAGGUGCACGCUGGGAUUCGAGCACGCACGCCUUGGCCGCGCAAAUGAAGAAGCAGCUGAUUGCGGAGAUGCCGGUGUUGCAGAUCGUGCCGACGGAGUCGUCGCGAGUGAAGACGGUGGGCACCUUCAAGACGCCGGUGUACGUGAACGGCGAUCGUCGCAACGCUGCCGGUGUGGGCCUAGUGUUCAUGGCUGACUUGCCGUCAAAAAUGCACCCCUCUUUGUGGGUGUUGGAGUCGGUGGCGCUGCUGCUGGACUCUGAUGAUUGA
Leptomonas pyrrhocoris is the source of this 13965-nucleotide messenger RNA. RefSeq names its product putative dynein heavy chain cytosolic. The coding region runs from base 1 to 13965 and encodes 4654 amino acids. Gene Ontology annotation, molecular function: dynein intermediate chain binding; minus-end-directed microtubule motor activity; ATP binding. The record is from RefSeq and is a predicted model, not a curated record. NCBI's taxonomy places the organism in Eukaryota, Euglenozoa, Kinetoplastea, Trypanosomatida, Trypanosomatidae. Gene Ontology annotation, biological process: microtubule-based movement. Gene Ontology annotation, cellular component: dynein complex. The transcript has a single exon.